AUGCUGCUCUUCCUUAUUCUGUUGCCAGUAGUUUUUAAAUUUAGUUUUGUUAGUCUCUCAGUACUGCAAGGCUGGGACUGUUCUGAAGGCUCUUCCUCAGGAAAGGGGAAUUCUACUUGUGUGGGUCCUGAACCCUUCUUAAUUUUCUCCCAUGGAGGCAGUAUCUUUAGGAUUGACCUGGACGGAACUAAUUAUGAGCAGUUGGUGGCUGAUGCUGGUGUAUCAGUGAUCAUGGAUUUUCAUUACUAUAAGGAAAGACUCUAUUGGGUAGAUCUAGAACGGCAACUUUUGCAAAGAGUUUUUCUGAAUGGGACAAGGCAAGAGACAGUAUGCAAUAUAGAGAAAAAUGUUUCAGGAAUGGCAAUAAAUUGGAUAAAUGAAGAACUUAUUUGGUCAAACCAACAGGAAGGAAUCAUUACAGUAACAGACAUGAAAGGAAACAAUUCCCGUGUUCUCUUAAGCGCCUUAAAAUAUCCUGCAAAUGUAGCAAUUGAUCCAGUAGAAAGGUUUAUAUUUUGGUCUUCAGAGGUGGCUGGCAGCCUCCACAGAGCAGAUCUCAAUGGUGUAGAAGUGAAGAUUCUGUUAGAGACGUCAGAAAGAAUAACCGCUGUGUCACUGGAUGUGCUUGAUAAACGGCUUUUUUGGAUUCAGAACAAUAGAGACGGAAGCAAUUCUUAUAUUUGUUCCUGUAAUUAUGAUGGAGGUUCUGUACAUUUUAACAAACACCUUACGCAGCACAGUUUGUUGGCAAUGUCCCUUUUUGGUGAUCGUAUCUUCUAUUCAACAUGGAAAAAGAAGACAAUUUGGAUAGCUAACAAACACACUGGGAAGGAUAUGGUUAGAAUCAACCUCAAUCCAUCAUUUGUACCACCUGGUGGAAUCAAAGUAGUGCAUCCACUUUUACAGCCCAAGGCAGAGAGUGAUGCUUGGGCACCUGGUCAGAAACUCUGCAAGCUGAGGAAAGGUAACUGCACAGGCAGCGUGUGUGAGCAAGACUCUAAGUCCCAUUUGUGCACGUGCGCGGAGGGGUAUACUUUAAGCCCAGAUGGAAAGCACUGUGAAGAUGUCAAUGAAUGUGCCUUUUGGAAUCAUGGCUGUACUCUUGGGUGUGAAAACAUUCCUGGAUCUUAUUAUUGCACAUGCCCUGUAGGAUUUAUUCUGCUUCCUGAUGGGAAACGGUGUCAUCAAUUAAUUUCCUGUCCAAGCAAUACAUCUAAAUGUAGCCAUGACUGUGUUCUGACAUCAGAUGGUCCCAUAUGUUUCUGUCCUGAAGGCUCAGUGCUUGAGACAGAUGGAAAAACAUGCAGUGGCUGUUCAUCACCCGAUAAUGGUGGAUGUAGCCAACUCUGCCUCCCUCUUAGCCCAGUAUCCUGGGAAUGUGGUUGCUUUCCUGGGUAUGACCUACAACUGGACAAAAAAAGUUGUGCAGCAUCAGGACCACAGCCAUUUUUGCUGUUUGCCAAUUCUCAAGAUAUUCGACAUGUGCGUUUUGAUGGAACAGAUUAUGGAUCCCUGCUCAGCCAGCAAAUGGGAAUGGUUUUUGCCCUUGAUCACGACCCUGUGGAAAAUAAGAUAUAUUUUGCCCAUACAGCCCUGAAGUGGAUAGAGAGAGCUAAUAUGGAUGGUUCUCAGCGAGAAAGGCUUAUUGAGGAAGCAGUAGAUGUGCCAGAAGGUCUUGCCAUAGACUGGAUUGACCGUAAAUUCUACUGGACAGACAGAGGGAAAUCUCUCAUUGAAGGGAGUGAUUUAAAUGGAAAGCAUCGUGAAAUAAUCAUCAAGGAGGAGAUCUCUCAGCCACGAGGAAUUGCUGUCCAUCCAAUGGCCAAGCGAUUAUUCUGGACUGAUAUGGGGAUUAAUCCACGAAUUGAAAGUUCUUCCCUUCAAGGCAUUGGCCGACGGGUUAUAGCUAGUUCUGAUCUGGUCUGGCCCAGUGGAAUAACGAUUGAUUACUUAACUGACAAAUUGUAUUGGUGUGAUGCCAAGCAGUCUGUGAUCGAAAUGGCCAAUCUGGAUGGUUCAAAACGCCAAAGACUUGCCCAGAACGAUGUAGGUCACCCUUUUGCUAUAGCUGUGUUUGAGGAUCACGUGUGGUUCUCUGAUUGGACUAUGCCAUCGGUAAUAAGGGUGAACAAGAGGACUGGCAAAAAUAGGGUACGUCUCCGAGGCAGCAUGCUGAAGCCUUCAUCACUGGUUGUAGUUCAUCCAUUGGCAAAACCAGGAUCAGAUCCCUGCUUACACCAAAAUGGAGGCUGUGAACAUAUUUGCAAAGAGAGGUUUGGAUCUGCUCAGUGUUUGUGUCGUGAAGGUUUUGUGAAAGCCCCAGAUGGGAAAAUGUGUCUGGCCCUCAAUGGCCAUCAGAUACCACCGGCAGUAGGUAGUGAAGCAGAUCUAAGUAACCAAGUAACGCCACUGGAUGUCUUAUCCAGGAAUAGAGGAUCUGAAGAUAACAGUACAGAAUCCCAACAUAUGCUAGUGGCUGAGAUCAUGGUGUCAGAUAAUGACGACUGUGGUCCUAUAAGAUGUGGUACAUGGGCUCAGUGUAUUUCAGAAGGAGAAAAUGCCACAUGUCAGUGUUUGAAAGGAUUUACUGGCGAUGGAAAACUAUGUUCUGAUAUAAAUGAGUGUGGGACAAGCACCACCGUUUGCCCUCCCACCUCCUCCAAGUGCAUCAACACUGAAGGCGGCUACGUUUGCCAGUGCUCAGAAGGCUACCGGGGAGACGGGAUUCACUGUCUUGAUAUUGAUGAGUGCCAGUUGGGCAUACACACCUGUGGGGAAAAUGCCACCUGUACAAAUACGGAGGGAAACUACACCUGCAUGUGUGCCGGCACCCUGUCUGAACCUGGACAGAUAUGUCCUGACUCUACUCCUCCUUCUGUUCUCAUGGAGGAUGGCCGCUAUUCUGUGAGAAACAGUUAUCAGGAAUGCCCCCCAUCCUAUGACGGGUACUGCCUCUAUAACGGUGUGUGUAUGUAUAUUGAAGCAGUGGACAGAUACGCAUGCAACUGUGUUUUUGGCUAUGUUGGGGAGCGAUGUCAGCACCGGGACUUGAAAUGGGAACUGCGCCACGCUGGCCAAGGGAGACAGCGGCAAGUCACUGUGGUGGCCGUCUGCGUGGUGGCGCUCGUCUUGCUGCUGCUGCUGGGGCUGUGGGGGGCGCACUGCUACAGAACUAAGAAGCUACCAUCAAAAAAUUUGAAGAAUCCUUAUGAAGAGUCGAGCAGAGAAGUUAGUAGGCCUACAGACAGCGAGGCCGGGAUGGCCUCUUGUCCCCAACCUUGGUUUGUGGUUAUAAAGGAACAUCCAAAUCUCAGGAAUGGAAGUCAAUCUAUGGCCCUCAAGGACAGUGAGGCAGCAGAUGUUAGCCAGUUUUCCUCUCAGGAGACAGGGUCAGUGCAACUGCCAUCACGGAGAAAUGAACCCCAGGUGUACAUGGGCGCAGAGCAAGGCUGCUGCAUUCCACCAUCCAGUGAUAAAGGCUCUGGUCCCCACGGAAUGCAGUGGGGUUUUCAUCUCCCUUCCUGUGAGGCACAGCCCAUUGCUCUGGGGGUUGAGAAGUCACAAUCUCUCUUGUCAGCAAACCCCAUACUGCAACAAAGGGCCUCAGAUCUACCACACCAAAAGAAGCUGACUCAGUGAACACUGGAAUUGAAAGGAAGGUCAAGAGGUAUAAACUGUAUUGAUAGACAGUAAUAUUUC
This is a messenger RNA of Prionailurus viverrinus (fishing cat), 3699 nucleotides long. RefSeq names its product epidermal growth factor (gene EGF). Lineage: Eukaryota; Metazoa; Chordata; Mammalia; Carnivora; Felidae. Bases 1 to 3639 code for a protein of 1212 amino acids. The record is from RefSeq and is a predicted model, not a curated record. The transcript has 24 exons. Gene Ontology annotation, molecular function: calcium ion binding.